GCAUAUAUAUAGGUUAGGUGUUUAGGUUCUGUUGGCGAUUAUUUGUAGUACGUGGGUGAAGCAUUUACAGCGUUGUGGUUCGAACAAAAUUCGUCAGUGAAGUACUUUGUUCCGGAAGUGUGUGAACGAAAUCAGUAGUCGUGUGUAAAGUUUUCAAUUCGUGAACAGGGGAUUUGGAAGGUGCACGGAAUCGCUCUUGGGUCUUCGUUCGGAGGACGGGCUGGGAUGUAAGACUAGGAGUCGAGGACGUGUUGGAGGCUGUUUUCAGACUAGUCAUUUGAGCAGACGACGUCAGUGAAGCACUGUUCGAGGAAUGUUGAAACUUCAUCAGUUGUCUUGUGUAAACAUAUUUUCAUUCAUAAACUUGGGGGGGGGGGGGGUUGGCCGAAUUAAUCAUUUGGCCCUUGUUGAUGAAGGUGGGUUGAAUAACUGCAAAGAGAACCUAACUACCUACACCUAACUAUAUAACAAUCUAGUAUGCAAUAAUAUCGUCUUAUAGAAAUUCAUUGGUUAUUGUGAAAUUUUCAUCGAUAAACCGGGUUUGGAAGCUAGGUAAACGAUCACUUGCUUAGUGGUUGAAAGGGUUGCACAGUUUCCACUGUAGUGUAGGUCUGUUUGACGUGACUCGUAUACCAUCUCUUAUCGAUGCUUCAUUCAUACAUUAUAAACACUUGGGUCACUAUCUCGGAUACUUUUGAUAUCGUUCGCUUUAUGCGUUUCUGUUCUCGUGUUGGCAUCCUUGGUGAUAUUUAGCGCUCUCUGAUUAUCUCGCACAUUUAUGGUGCUGUAUAGCCUUCCCGGUUUGGUGCCUUUGAUAAUAAAUUGGGUCACUAUCUAUAAAGCUCUCAAUCUCUCUAAAAAAAAUCUCUAUCAAUCAAUCUCUCUCUAAAAAAAAAAAAAGUCUGCUGGAUUCACAACAUUGGUCGAGUCUGACUACGGGUACUCUCACUUACGAGGCUACUCUCACUGUAACGGAGUUGUUUCUCAGAGCUACUAUAGGCUGUGAUGAUGAAUGUCCCAUCUUGCAGGAUGGUUACAUUCAGAGUAUACUAUCUUAACUAGGGGUGGCGGGUAUAUUAUGUGUACCUGUUAUAACAAGUGUCAAAAGUACGUUGACAGGUUCAUGAAUAUAGAGAGGACUAAUUCUUAAAACAUGUGUAUUAAAAUAAGAAAAGGUUGUAAAUAUCAAUUUUAAUGAAAAGGCUUAACUCAUUUGAUAUUUGUACAAGCAAUACUAAUUUAUGGUAAUAAAACCGAUCUGAUCAAUUAUAAAAUGAAUCAAUUCUGAAUUAGAAGCAUAAAAUGAAACACAAAUAAUGCGGAUCCGAGAAUGAAUAUAACGUUAAGUGGAGAGGACGGUUCAGUGUGGGCGAGCGCUUGAGUAGACCUUCAAAGAGUAGGGUCCACAAAACUGGUACUUGUGUUCAGAAUAUAACGUAAAACACCGGAUCAGAGACGAGGCAGACACUGAAGUAUACGUUGUUGGCCCAGCUUCAGGACCCCAACAGGUUGUCGACGGAGGCAUGUCUAUGACUUGCUGAUACGUUUGAGCACGACCUUGCCGGAACACUCGAUGGUCAACUGGAGAUAACGUUUACAUUAAUGUUCGUGGCGCUCAACAAGAGCGCAACAUGUUAUGCACUAAUGCACGAGUCUGUUCGAAGAUAACAAAUUCAGGAAGAGCUGGUUACAGCGCCAGCAGGUGUCUACGCAGACCCCCGGGUGACGCGGUCCACGCCCCGAACCCCUAGCGUGACGCAGGCCAAGCCCUGAAAGAGUUGACAUUGAUGGAAGAUUAUGAAUGUGUGAGAAUAUUGCGUCAGCCGCGGGAGACGAACGGCCUCACCUGAACUCGACUUCAGGAACGAGUCUGGGACAGAACGGCGGCCGCCACAAACGUUUGUCAGGGUUGGCAAGCGGGAGCGUAAGUCGGGCGGUACUGGUUGUUCUCGUGUUGUAGGGCGGCCCGCGUACACAUAUAUAUUGGCGGGAAGCGUGUUCUCUCCAUCACUCUCGCACCGGUAGUCAUGAUAAGCGCCAUGCUCGCUCACCCUCUUCCCCUCCACUGCCAAGAAAGGUUCCACUCUACUGACUUCCAGCAAGUGACGCGUAUAUUGUUCAAAUCCACGCCCACCCGCGUCCCAAUACACCAUGGCGUCCCAAUACAACAUGGAUGACCAAUACAACAUGGCGUCCCAGUACAACAUGGAGGACAUCCGUAGUGCCCUGAACGCCAUCUGUCCAGGCUCAGCCUCGGGUCUGGACGCUAACAGCAGCUUCGACCUGAACCUCUACCUGGAGACACUGCCAGAUAUACCACUAUUUUGUGAUGGUGAGGGAGCCGCCGGCGGUGUCAACGGACCACCAGAAGCAUCAGCGUCUGGAUACAGCGCCCAGAGCCACCUGCCACUUGAAGGAUCGGAGUUUGGAUAUAACCAGUACAGCCACCUGCCACUUGAAGGAUCAGUACCGAGCUGGGAGAGACAGAGCCAGCUGGUGCCUGAAGGCUCAGCGUCAGGAUGGGGCGCCAGUAGCCACCUGGGACUGGGGGAAGCUCCGUCACCCACCUGGCAACACAACGACUAUCUCAGGAUGGUUGACCCCAACGAGGUGUUGAGAACCCCAGCCACGGAGGACCACCAGCUGAGCCAGGGACCCCAACUCCUGCCUCACGACCCAACUGCUCUCCACUAUCCCUCAACAACUCUCAACAGCUUUACUGACUCCUCUGAAUGUUGUUUAUUUUCACAAGAUGAUAUGUCAAGGGAACAACACAGUGUCUACCCACAAGAGUCAGAGCACAGUACUUAUUCACCUGGAACUCUGUCUGGGGCCACAGCAAGUCCCUAUUCAUCAAAUCUCCCAGCAGGAACACCUCCUCUCCGUUCCUCUUCCUCUGCCCUGGAAGCCGUCCUCGGGGCGCGAACCGCCACUAGAAAAGGUUACCACCACAGAGUCACAAGAAAGUAUUUGCCAGACGGCGAAGAGAAGGAAAGACGUAAACAAGAUCUGAACAAUGUGGCGUCGAAGGACUAUCGUGAGAAUAAGAAAAUGACUGAAAAGAAGAUGCAGAAGUUGCUGGAGGAGCAGCUGAAGCGACAGCAGCAACUGACACUCAAGUAUCAGGUCCUCAAGGACCACCACCACUGGUGUAGGGAGAUGUGCAAGGCACAUUUUAGUGAACAGGUGCCUGACACACCCUACUUACAGGUGCCUGAAUAUAAUAUUUAACACCUGUUGAAGUCGCUACAGUACCUGAAGGAGACACUGGUUCUCAGUACUUGAGGGAGAGAGAUGCAUCAGUAUCUGUAGAUGUAGAUGCAUCCACAUCUGAUGUAGAAUUGUAUCAUAUUGAUGUAGAUGCAUCAAUAUCUGGCGUCACAGAUAAGCACACACACCUUUUUUGAUCGCAAACUAUUUGGAGAGUCGGAAAUAAUUGAGCUGUCUAUUGUAGUGUUGCAUUUUGAGCCAACAGUUCAACUUGUAAGGUGGCUGUCUUGUUACUGACACCCGAUAACUCUCCACACUGCUGUCAGUUACGUCAGCGUUGGGCUGACGUACAGUGACAGCAGUGUCCCGCCCCCUGCCAGUGACAAUGUUUUUUAGAGCUAAUUACUCAUAAUGUGGCAGAUUAUCAUUUUUAAACUGCAGUGAAUAGCAUAUUUUUGGCCUUCUUGGGCCAGAUUCACGAAAACAGUUACGCAAGUACUUACGAACGUGUACAUCUUAACUCAAUUUAUGACGGCUUUAGUUACAUUUACUAUACAGUUUGCAAGCAUGAAAUCUUCCCAAUCAAC
Messenger RNA from Procambarus clarkii (red swamp crayfish), 3797 nucleotides. NCBI's taxonomy places the organism in Eukaryota, Metazoa, Arthropoda, Malacostraca, Decapoda, Cambaridae. The record is from RefSeq and is a predicted model, not a curated record.